UCCAUUUCUCUCCGUUUUCUUCUUCCGAACCUGCAAGGGGGUUAAGGGUUUUAGCCUCUUACCGCCACUCUUUGCAGGUCCCCCUUCUUUUUUCUCAGCUUCAAAUCCAAAACCCUCACUCACACCACUACCCAGUAUAGCUCACUUUGCUCAUGAACAAACCCAUCUCUUCAAUUUCGUUUCUGAACAAACCCAUCUCUUCAAUUUUGUUUGUUCUUCCUUAAAGACUCAUCCUGACCAUCCAUGGCGAAAUUCUCAGAGCACUUUAUCUCAGUGAGCAAGUUCGUUCACGAAAAUUCCCAAACUACCCAUCUUGAAUCGCGGAGGGUGCUGCAGAAGCGGGUUCGGAUUAUCCUCACCGACCCGGACGCCACAGACUCCGACAGCGACGACGAUGAGAGCUCCGCCGUGCGCAGAGUGAAACGACAUGUCAAGGAGAUCAACUUGGAGCGAGCUUCCUCUUCUUUCAAGCUGCCGAAGAGAGAACAGCCCGAGACCCGACCCGAUCCGAAGUCACCGAAAUCGGAUCCGGCCCGGAAGAAGCAUUUCAGGGGAGUCCGGCAGAGGCCUUGGGGUCGUUGGGCCGCGGAGAUCCGCGACCCGAUCCAACGGAAGCGGCUCUGGCUCGGGACCUUCAACACCGCCGAGGAAGCCGCCAUUAUAUACGACAGAGCCGCCGUGAAGCUCAGAGGUCCUGACGCCGUCACCAACUUUCCUAACGCCGUUGCAACGGAGGAGACCGUUGUUGCUGAGGAGGUUGUCGUCCCCACCGCGCAUGAGGAGGAAAGAAGCUUCGGCUCGACUGCCACGUGUGACUCGUCUUCCAAUGUAGAACCGGCGUCAUCUCCCACGUCGGUCCUCCGUUACGACGAUCCCGCCCCCUUUGACGGGUUCCAUUACUGCGACUUCCACGCUUGCGGGUUCGAAUACGACGUGCCGUUGCUGAACCUGCCGGACAUAAUGAUCCCGGCGAGCAACAACUUCAACCACGACGAGUUCGGCGAGUUUGACGUCAACGACUUCCUGGUCGACGUCAUCUCCUAAAUCCAGCGGUGCAUCCCGCGUGUCCUCCCCCACCAAGAUACGUGGAUGCCAGGGAUUGUUUCGUAAUUUUGCUGUUACUGUGUGGGGGACUGUGUAUUGUGACGUGUCAGUGUUGGACUAGGAGAAGAACAGAGGCCGAGGGUGCGCUGAAAUUCCGAAUAUGCCCCGAGUGGUUCCUGGUCAAACCACGGAGUGUGAUUAGUGGAUAUGAGUAUUGAGUAAUGCCGAUUUUUGAAAAAAUCGGCGAUUUUGUGAGCAAUUUUGAGUACUUUUUUAAAUCAAGGCGGUGGAAUUGUAAUUAGUAGUAGAUUAUAUAUGAGAAAAGAAGGGUUGGGAAAGUUGUGGGUAAAAAUUUAUAAAUGCUUGGUGUGUGCUUGAUUCCUUGGAGAUCACGCCUAGCGUUGAAAAGCCAAAUACCCUAAUUAUUGUAAUGAU
Messenger RNA from Rosa chinensis, 1479 nucleotides. RefSeq names its product pathogenesis-related genes transcriptional activator PTI6. The record is from RefSeq and is a predicted model, not a curated record. NCBI's taxonomy places the organism in Eukaryota, Viridiplantae, Streptophyta, Magnoliopsida, Rosales, Rosaceae. Gene Ontology annotation, biological process: regulation of DNA-templated transcription. The transcript has a single exon. Bases 244 to 1044 code for a protein of 266 amino acids. Gene Ontology annotation, molecular function: DNA-binding transcription factor activity; DNA binding.